CCUGUGCCGGAUGAGGCUCAUGUCUUUUUUUUUUUUUUUGCGGUUAUGUAAAGUUCGACUCUUUCUGUUUUCCUGUUGCCGCUUUCCUCUGCCCAGAUGCUACCACGUUUUCCAAGCACGAUGUUGCUGUUUAACGAGACGCCGGUGCUUCAAAUGCGUCCAUCCAGUUUCUAAGCGCCACAAAAUGAGGAUUUCUUCUCGCCGCUGGUUUUUGUUGAUAUUUUGGGGCUUGUGCGGACUGUCGCUGGCUGCUUUCCCCAGCAGCGUCCAGAUCGGCGGCUUGUUCAUCCGAAACACAGAUCAGGAGUACACCGCCUUUCGCUUGGCCAUCUUUCUGCACAACACCAGCCCCAAUGCCUCAGAAGCGCCCUUCAACCUGGUGCCUCACGUGGACAACAUUGAGACGGCCAACAGCUUCGCCGUCACCAACGCCUUUUGCUCUCAGUACUCCCGAGGUGUCUUCGCCAUCUUCGGCCUCUACGACAAGCGCUCGGUGCACACGCUGACGUCGUUCUGCAGCGCCCUCCACAUCUCCCUCAUCACGCCCAGCUUCCCCACCGAGGGCGAGAGCCAGUUCACCUUGCAACUACGCCCGUCCAUCCGGGGGGCGCUCUUGUCCCUGCUGGACCACUACGACUGGAACAAGUUCGUCUUUCUCUACGACACCGACCGGGGAUACGCCAUCCUGCAGGCCAUCAUGGAGAGGGCCGGCCAGAACAACUGGCAGGUGAGCGCCAUCUGCGUGGAGAACUUCAACGACGCCAACUACCGGCGGCUCCUGGAAGACCUGGACCGGCGGCAGGAGAAGAAGUUUGUGAUCGACCUUGAGGCCGAGAGGCUGCAGAACAUGCUGGAACAGAUCGUCAGCGUGGGGAAGCACGUCAAAGGCUACCAUUACAUCAUGGCCAACCUGGGUUUUAAGGACAUCAAUCUGGAGCGCUUCAUGCACGGCGGCGCCAAUGUGACGGGCUUCCAGCUGGUCGACUUCAGCAAUUCAAUGGUCAUCAAACUGAUGCAGCGCUGGAACAAGCUGGAUCAGAGGGAGUACCCGGGCUCCGAUGCACCGCCCAAGUACACUUCGGCGUUGACGUACGACGGGGUGAUGGUGAUGGCCGAGGCCUUCAGGAACAUGCGCAGGCAGAAGGUGGACAUUUCCCGACGAGGGAACGCCGGCGAUUGCCUGGCCAACCCCGCCGCGCCGUGGAACCAAGGCAUCGACAUGGAGCGUACUCUCAAACAGGUGCGGCUGCAGGGAUUAACAGGUAAUGUCCAGUUUGACCACUACGGCCGCAGGGUCAACUACACAAUGGACGUGUUUGAGCUGAAGAAUAACGGACCAAGACGGAUCGGCUACUGGAACGACGCCGACAAACUGGUGCUGAUCCAGGACUCGCCGCUGCUCCCCAACGACACAUCCGGCAUGGAAAACCGCACCGUGGUGGUCACCACCAUCAUGCCCGCGGUGUGGAACCCCAUUUUAAGAAACUGAGCCCCCCCAGCCGGACAGCAAGAGGGACUUGACACGAGAAGACGAGCCCCAAAGCAACCCCGAAAGACACGGACGCCCCGCCCCCCCUUUUUAAAAAGCAAACGGAGCCGUAAUGGAAUGCAAACGGGUGGAAAGGAGGAUAAGCACGCCGCUGUCUUUGUCCUUGUGUGUCAUGCAUUUCACGCUCCGUGUUGUGAUCAGAAACAUCCUUCAAUUUGGGAUUCUUACCCUCCCCCCCCCCCCCCCCAGCCCCCUCCGCGAAAACCUGUCCACCGAGCAGACAAUGAAUGUCAAAGUGAUUUCCUGUUUCGCUGUAAAUCUGUCAAUCGGUGCCGGGGAUACCUGCCUCGCCGUAGAUUACACAGACUAACGGGCGCCGGUUUGCGCUUCUCGGCAUCUCUUUGGCCAUGUCGGUGGCGCGUGCCGAUGUUUUAUUGCGCUCGACAAACGUGCUCCAAACCAUUUGUUAGCUUCACGCUAACAUAAACAAACCCGCAUCGUAUAUUUUACUCUCAAAAGAGAUUUUUUGUUGGUCGAUUUUGAAGUAAUUGAGGCAAAAUUAAACGCUCAUGGACGUGACAUAACCCACAGAAAUGUUUAUUGAAGUAAAGCGUUUAAUUUUUCAGAAGGUUGUUUAUUUGAAGUAACGUUUAUUUAAGCAACGUUUUCAUAGAAUUGAAACUAUUUGUUUAUAACAUAUUUAUUAUAUAUUGGAAUUUAGGCAUUUAUGCUAUUUUAGGGUUAGGAUUAUGUUUUUAAGUGAUGUUUAUUGAACACAGGCGUUUCUUUGGAGUGGUGUUUUUUUUUACUGUACAUCAGGAAUUCAUUUUAUGUAACUUAUUUGAAGUAAGCCAUUUAUUUGUAAGUAAGUAAGAUAUGAAUUGUGUUAAAUAGAAGAAAUGCAAGUUGUUUGAAAUAAGGUAAUUUGGCUAUAUUUGAAGUGUUUUCUUGAGGUAACUUAUUUGAAGUCAGGUGUUUAUUUGGAAUAAUAUGUUUACAUAUUUUAUUUGAAGGCAUUUAUUUAAAUUAGGCGAGUUGUACUACUUAUUUGAAAGAAGUUAUUUAAAAGUAAGGUGUUCAUAUUUGUUUUUUUAAGUAACACCAUGCAUUAAUUGAAUGUAGUUUUUUGAAGUUAGGUGUUUAUUGAAAGGGGAGCUCAGAACAGUCCAAGCAAAAUUCCAAGUCAAAAUCUUAUUUGAGAAAAUACUGUAAUGUCACUUAAGGAAAUUUUGCCCCCCCCCAAAAAAAGGGGUCCAUCCUUAUCUCAGUGAUGCUGCUCUAACGAGGGCUUCCUCUUUCGUCCAAUCAUCGACAUCGGCAAGCCAGCAGCUGCGUGGGUCCUCUGGCUGAGCUUCCGGAAAUUUCUGACCGCGUCGCUUUUCCCGCUUCUUUGGCGCCGACUGCGCUCAUCGCUUAUCCCAACGUUGCACUGUCGACCAUUUAUAAUCCAUAUCCAUGUAUCGAGCUAAUAUAAAGUCCUCAGUCAUCACGUACUCAAUCCUUCGCCGUUGUACCAAAACGGAGAAUAGAGAGCGGAAAAACAAGACGUGAUUUCUGUAAAGCGAUUACGAGCGGGACGGGGGAAGAAUCUUUUGAGACGAAAGCCCUCUUUGCAUUUUUUUGCUCUUUGUCUUGAAAUCCCCGUGAAAUCAGCCGGAUUCGCCGUCUGUCUUCCAGCAUUUUUGCUGUUCCCGGUGAUAUUGUUCUCACAAAUACAUAAAGCGACGUUUGGAAAUUAUAAAGGAACUGUUCCUAGUUAGUACAGUGUAAUAACAUCAGUAUAGAGACUCUUGAGAGCACAACUGCAACCAUGGAACUCCAACUUUUUUCUACACGGGAAGUAGAUCACGUCACAUAGCGAAAUUAUUUUUAAUGCGACGCGGAAAAUCUCUCUUAGUGUUCUGAACUCCUUUUUUAAUGUACUGAUAUCUCAACUUUUCAUGGUCAAAUAAAAUUGUAACUUGAAAUUACAAGAAACAACAUACAGUGUUUCAAAUAAACUCCUGACUUCAACUAAACAACAUAAUUUAAAUGAACGCCUGACUUCAAAUCAACUACAUACUCUAAUUAAACACCUUCAAAUAAAUACCAUAAAAUACGGAUAAAAUACCACCAUUUUUUAAAAAUCAUAACAUCAAGGCGGAAUUUUGGCAGGAAAAAAAAGUCGAUCAUUGAAAUGUUUUCUGGUUCUUCUCUUUUAACGGUUUUCACAAGACAGUAACCCAAAAGGUAGAAAAUCAAUCAUCAACUUUGUUCCUCCCCCCCAUCGUUCCGGGUCGGUACCGUUUGUGUAGAACACUGAUACAUUCAAGGGUUUAUUGGCUAGAGAUGCCACAGGGAAUCUGAUAUCUAUCGCCAGGUCUACGUUCCCUCCCCAUUCCGUGUGGACGUACCGGUAGUUUGUACAGAACGGCGACAAUGGGGGGUAAAAAGGCAGGAAAAUGCUAUCAUUUAUCGGCAGUAUCAAACAGCCUACAAAUACCCUUCUGUCCUUUCACACCUCUGAUACUACCCCGGAAAUCGGAAAACUGAAAUUUAGCGCUCCCUUUCGGGGUGGUCCCCUACUUUACAGAACGGUGACGUCACAUUUUCCAGCCGUCGUGAACGGGGGUAGAGCCUCUGUCCCACCCCUCGCGGCUCUUGAAUUACCCCUGAAAGCGGAAAAUUGCAAAUGAAGGCAGGAUAAUGAGGUUGUUUACUGGUAGUGUAAUGCUCAAAGUUUGAUAUUAACGCCAAGGGGGUAAACAUGUAGUCAAGUACUCCUUCGCUGUUCCAUGUCGGUGCUGUUAAUACAGAAUAAUAAUACUGAAAAUAAUGGAAGAUUCGGAUAUUUCCAGACAUUCUAGCCUCUGCUACAACUCUAAUAUUACCUCCAAAGCAGAAUAUUUUCAAGUUGGCUUCCUACCCCCAUUGCGCAUUUGUGGUAUUACAGCAACAAAGACUGGAACGUGGGGUGAUGUAAUAAGGCUUUCAUUUAUACGGAGUGUAAAAGUGCUAAAGUUGCCACUCCGGCUCUGAUACUACCUCUAAAGCCGGAUGCAACUGGGAAUAGACACAUUGCAGUUGGUGCAUCCAAGCGUCUUUGAUUUUACUUUGUAGUGGCUUGGGGGGGAAAUCAAAAAAAAAAUGUGUGGAAUAAAUUGGGCCUGCCUUGUUUUCAAUAUGUAAGGAGGCCAUUUUAUGUGACAAAAGUAAUUUGUCCAGCGUUCCACUUUGAUGACUCCGGAUUGUGUUGAUCCAGAACUUUUUCCACCUGUCCCAAUCCGCCAUCAUUCGGACGUCCGGCUUGUGUUUGUCUGGAGACCCCACCCCCCACCCCCCACCCCCCCAAGUCUGACGGCAGCUCAUUUUUCACUUCCCAUCAGCUUUACCUCCGCUUUCUGCUUAGUCAUGCUUCCCUCCCGUCUCUUUGAUUUUGUGUAUCAUCCAUCCGCAUUAACAUUUUGAUGACUUUUUUUUUUUUAACCCCGGAUUGUGCUCCGCAUAUGCAGCGUGAGCCCAUCACGGCGAUUACUCGUGCAUGGCUUUUUCUUUUUCUUUUUGUUGUACCUCAGAGGGAGUGUGUGUGUGUGUGUGGGGGGGGGCACAUCUCUCCCAGCAGGACGUGACGGUUUAAAGACAUAAGAUUUAAAGCCGCGCCCGCUUUCUCCUUUGCUGUUCAAUUCCGUAAUUGUCGGUUUGAAGCUCGGCUUUCGAAGAGCCGAGCGAGGGGACGACGUCGUCGCAUGCGGUCGAAAAAUAUCGCGGUAGUCGUUGUGGUGACGUGACCAAAAUUUUUCCAGAACAGGCUGCUACGUAUCACAACACUAUUCCAAAGUUACUGUAAACAAUUGUUUUUAUCCCAAAAAUAAAAUUGCUGUUUAUACAGAGGGACUGACAAAAAUUGACAUUGAAUAUUGCCAACCGACGGCGCAAAAGCGCUACUUUUGUCUUAAUGACUACUGGACCCGGUACACACUCAUGGAAUCUCCCCCCCCUCCCCCCCACAGCCACUUCUU
Molecule: messenger RNA, 5487 nt
Organism: Syngnathoides biaculeatus (alligator pipefish)
Lineage: Eukaryota; Metazoa; Chordata; Actinopteri; Syngnathiformes; Syngnathidae
Product: glutamate receptor 4
Exons: 11
Coding region: 11-1489 (492 amino acids)
Biological process (GO): monoatomic ion transport; modulation of chemical synaptic transmission; synaptic transmission, glutamatergic
Cellular component (GO): postsynaptic membrane; plasma membrane; AMPA glutamate receptor complex
Molecular function (GO): transmitter-gated monoatomic ion channel activity involved in regulation of postsynaptic membrane potential; AMPA glutamate receptor activity
Source: RefSeq, a predicted model, not a curated record